ACAAAAAAUAUCAUAGUCUCUAGCAUCUCAGAAAAACUGUCUUUUUUGGUUCCUUGCUUCAUAGCUUUCGCUAUAUUCUGAUUCGAUCUUGAUUCAAAACGAAAAGAUGAUUUGCUGUUACUUCAAACCAAAGUUCUACAAGAAAUGCAAACAUUUGAUCAAGUUCAUCAAGAUUCGGCUCAAUAUACAGAGGAAAAAGAAGAACGCUAUGGUUAGCUUCUUGAAGACAGAUAUAGUGGAGAUUCUCAAGACCGGCCAAGAAGAUGAUGAAAGAGCUUAUAAAAAAGUAGAAGAAAUACUCGAAUACCGUCAAAUAAUAGCGUCUUAUGAUCUAAUUGAGAGAUUUUGUAACUGCAUCUCUUCUAAUCUCACGUUAAUGCUGAAGCAAAGGGAAUGUCCCGAAGAAUGCAGAGAAGCUGUAUACUCUCUUAUAUAUGCAGCAGCAUGGGUUCGCAAAGUACCUGAACUUAAAGAUCUUAGAGCUUUGUUUACGCGUAGAUAUGGAGAUCCCGUUGAUGUAAAUCAAGAGCUUGUUGAGAAACUUGUAUGGCGAAAACCUUCAAGGGAAGUUAGGGUUCAGACAUUGCAAGAGAUUGCUCAAGAGGCUAAGAUCAGUUGGGAUUCUUUGUCCAAAGGCAGUUUGAGCUCCAGUUCAAGCUCGAGUUCUAAAAGAAGAGAAUCGGUGAAGAAGAUUUUUCCUUACAAGAAACAAGGAGCACAAAACGAUGAACAAGGGCACGACGAGAAGAAAGAGAAGAGUACUGUUCAAGAAAAGUCGAGGUUGCGCGGACCCCAAGGCAGUGCGAGUCUCACAAGCACAAGCAGUAACGAAGUUUCCUCAACAAAAGAUUACAAGAGAAAGUCGUUGUUCCAGAGACCGAAGAUUCUUGAUUAUGAUGAAGUGGUGGCUCGUCUAGCUGACCUUCGCCGAAGCUAGGAGAUAGUUAAUUAGUAUAGUAAUUAGGGUUUCGUUUCGUAAUUAGGUCUAUAUAUGUACUUUAGUAAAUAGAUUUCGUGAAACAAUUAAAGGCAUAUUUUUUUAAUUUCAUCU
Messenger RNA from Brassica oleracea var. oleracea, 1051 nucleotides. RefSeq lists its product as uncharacterized. Lineage: Eukaryota; Viridiplantae; Streptophyta; Magnoliopsida; Brassicales; Brassicaceae. Gene Ontology annotation, biological process: protein transport. The transcript has 5 exons. The coding region runs from base 107 to 937 and encodes 276 amino acids. The record is from RefSeq and is a predicted model, not a curated record.